Molecule: messenger RNA, 1666 nt
Organism: Rotaria sordida
Lineage: Eukaryota; Metazoa; Rotifera; Eurotatoria; Philodinida; Philodinidae
Source: the annotation of a GenBank genome assembly
GUUAACAAAUUCAAUGAACAUAAAGUCUUCGAAUGUCAACAACUGACUGUUGACUGUAUAUUGAAAGAUUUUGGUUGUAAUGAACGAAUUAUUCGUGCUGAAAGGGAAGAUCAUUAUUUGACUGAACAACAUCAACAUGCCCUACUCAAAAUUGUUCGUCACAUGUUAUCGCAAUUGAAUGACAGACAAACGGAUAUUGAUCUUCCUCGAACAACGACUACAGCUCAAUUAGAAGAACUUUAUGAAAUGCUCAAUAUCUUGGUAAGUGGUAUCGAGACAUUGACUAAUGAUGAACAACGUCUAGCCGAGGAGUCACUUCAAAUACAAAUGAUACUACCAACAUUGAUAGAGGAAUUAUCGAAAGUUAAGUUAUCCAUUGAAGAGUCAAAUGCUUUUCUCGAGGGAGUCAAGUGUAAUCAAGAUAUUCUCAAUCAAGAUUUAGUAUCGUUGCAAGAAACAAUCAAUGAUUUCCAGUAUGUUUCAUAUGAUGGAACAUUAGUUUGGAAAAUAACAAACUUUCAAGAGAAAAUGAGUAAGACAAACAGUUACUCUUAUCUUCAAUGAUAAAAAUAGAAUAUGUUAACGAAAAGAUAAUCAAAGAAUGAGAUGUUAUUAGGCUUCUUCAAAAUCAAUAGAUAAUACAGAAAUAAUUCAACGUUACAUUCAGUACAAUAUAUAAUCAUACACGAAUACAAUAUAUGAGUAAUCUAUUGAUGAAUUGACGAAAUGAUUUAUCAAUACGGUCGAUCCGCUAAAUUUCUUAAUACUUGCUUUUAUUCUUCAAGUAUUUUUUUUUUGUGGAAGUCACGUACUUGAUAAAGGAAAGUAGUGAGUGUCAAUUAUCAGACAAGGUUUUUCGCCCGCAUCUCUCCUAUAGUAAGCUAGAUUAAUAGGUAACAGUGAGGAUGUAGAUCGAUGACUUUAACGCCGCCGAUAGUCAUCGUAGCACUGAUAAAGAUACUCGCAAUAGGCUUUAGUAAACCAGGUUAUCUUCAACGGGUAUACGUUUCCAUAGCAAACAAGGACAAUAGGUACCAGAUUUCUUCUUUAUAAGUCCUUAGCAAGGCAAACAAAUCUGCUGAACUGCAUUCCUAAAUAGCACAGAUUUUGGUUUUUAUAUGCAGAUCACCAAUUAUAUCUAAGAUAUUAUAGAUGAUGGCCAGUAAUGUUUAGAUUUGUCAAGUUAUCAUAUGACCAACACUAAAAGUAUGAAUUAAACAACUUGUGGCUUUCUGAAAUCUUUAAUAUCAGGUUUCUGAGGUUAUCAACAUAAAUAAUAGUAUAUUGAAACAUGUUAUAGACAUAAUAGAUGUGUACAACAGACUUGUAUGCCAUUUAAAUGCACAAUUAGAAUAAUAAUAAUAGUAAUUUAAGAAAAACGAAAGGAAAAAAAGAAAUAACUACCGAAUACCAAUGGUAUAAAUAAAAAAUAGAGCACGAGUAAAAAACGGAAAGAAAAAAAUCUUGCCGAAAUGUAGAAAUGAAUAAGACAGAUCGUUUUCCUGGCGAUCGACUAUCCUUGGAAAAUCAAUACAAUCUGUUAGAGACUUUUCACUUAACCUAUUUUGCAUUAGUGUAACGAAGCUGAAAAAAAAUGUGAGUUCCACAUUUUAGUCUCAAAGAGACUGCGCUAAUGAACGUUUUUGCUUAAUUUUUAGUUGAUGCA